Messenger RNA from Malus domestica (apple), 1282 nucleotides. RefSeq names its product strigolactone esterase RMS3-like. The record is from RefSeq and is a predicted model, not a curated record. Gene Ontology annotation, biological process: strigolactone biosynthetic process; secondary shoot formation. Lineage: Eukaryota; Viridiplantae; Streptophyta; Magnoliopsida; Rosales; Rosaceae.
CACACGCAAAAACAAACCUGUCGCAAUUUGCAUCACAACUCUCGCCCAAGCCAACAAAAUGCUGCCAAUCUUCUUCCCUCCAUACAAAGAUUUUGGUACUCCCUUCCCGAUAUAAAUACGACAACACUCCUCCCCAAUCCACUCACCACUCUCCACUCUCCACUCUCCACCUAUUUCUUCACUUUUAAUCCUCCCCCCAAAAUUUAAAAAAACUAAAUUAACAGUCAACCAUGGUCAACACAAUCCUCGACGCUCUCAACGUCCGCGUCGUCGGCUCAGGCGACAGGUACGUCGUUUUCGCCCACGGCUUCGGCACCGACCAGUCCGCCUGGCAGCGCAUUCUCCAGUUCUUCACGCCUUACUACCGCGUCAUUCUCCACGACCUCGUCUGCGCCGGCAGCGUCAACCCGGACUACUUCGACUUCCGCCGUUACACCACCCUCGACGCCUACGUCGACGACCUCCUCAACAUUCUCGACGCCCUCGGCGUCAACCGCUGCGCCUAUGUUGGUCACUCCGUCUCCGCCAUGAUCGGCAUCCUCGCCUCCAUCCGCCGCCCCGAACUCUUCUCCAAGCUCGUCCUCAUCGGCGCUUCCCCAAGGUUCUUGAACGAUGGAGAUUACCAUGGAGGAUUCGAGCAAGAGGAAAUUGAGAAAGUGUUUUCUGCAAUGGAGGCGAACUACGCGGCGUGGGUCAGCGGCUUCGCGCCGCUAGCCGUCGGGGCUGACGUUCCGACGGCGGUCCGAGAAUUCAGCCGGACCCUGUUCAACAUGCGACCGGACAUCUCACUUUUCGUGUCUCGGGCCGUGUUCAACAGCGAUUUGAGGGGGGUUUUGGGGCUGGUGCGGGUGCCGUGCUGCAUAAUCCAGACCUCGAAGGACGUGUCCGUACCGGGGUCGGUGGCGAACUACCUGAGGGACCACCUGGGCGGGCGGAACACGGUGGUGAUGCUGGAGACGGAGGGGCACUUGCCGCAUCUGAGCGCGCCGGGUCUGCUGGCUAGGAAGCUCCGCCACGCCCUUGCGUCGUAGAUGGGUCCCAACGGAGGGCCAGGAGGGGAGGAGGCGGGGUCGAGAGAGGACGAAAAUAGCAAUAAGGAUGGAGACGGCGACACGUGGUCUAAUAAGCUACGGACGUUAGUCCUUUCCGAGCGAAAAUAGUUUUGGAUUUAUGUGAUGUACGCAGGAAGGAUAAGAAUCUCCACGUGAAUGUCACGUGAUGACGUAACCUUCUUUUGUCAAAUGGCAUUGGCCCAAAUAAAUCCUUUUAUUUUUGUCUUCCA